CUUGUUCAUCUUCCCCAUAAACAUUUCACACCCAAUUAACCCUCUCUCUCUCUCUCUCUCUCUCUCUCUCUCUCUCUCUUCAUCUUUCAUCACUAUCUACCGAUUUCUCAGGACACAAUGAGCUCCGAUUGUCUCAUCAAUCGCUUCUUUCGUUAUCUUCAUCAUCCCGCUGACUAAUCGCCCAAUUUCAAUCCAUCCCAUUGCCUUAAUCGUUCUUUUUCUUGAACGGUCAAAUCCGGUCUGCUGAUGUAUGAUUAGAUCUGCACUAAUGAUGUAUAAACCUCAGGAACACUAUCCCAUUAAUUCUUUGGUGCUUUUAUGCAUCCAAUAAGAGCGAAGAAUUGCUGGUUCAUGCCUUGUGAAUAGCCAAGCACCUUUUUUGUGGUUAUCAUAUUGGUCAAUUUCAUAAUUUUGACCUGAUGCAAGGUCAAAGGAGCAUUUUUGACCCUUUCCCAGAGACUGUUGACCUUAACCAGGGGUCAAAUAACAGUAUGGAUGAAGCUGAUGAUUGGAAUAACAUGUUGUCUCUAACAGAAAGACAGUUGUUAAAUAACGAUCUUUCCAACGAGCUAAAUUUUAGAAGCUGGGAUGUUGGUGAAUCAAGCUCUAGAGCUAGUUUGCAAGGUCAGGUUUCUAAUAAUGGUCAAAGUUGGUCAAAUUCAGCCAGUCGUGAACAUGAAUCAUCAGCAUUUCAUCAGGUUAAUACGCAACGUCCCGUUUCCAAUCAUGUUUCUAUGAAUGUAAACUUAAACGUUGGAUUUGAGGCCACUGAUAGUGACGAUGAUGGCAUGGGGCGUUAUUCUGAAUACGGGUCGGGUUCAUCUUUAGAUAAUUGGGGUUUAUCUUGCAAAAGAAAAUCCCUAGAAGGUACAUCCACUCAAACCCUCGGUGUUGGUUCUAGUUGCUUUCCGGAAACUUCUAGAAGCUUAAAUAUAUCAUCACAUCUAGUCAACUCUGUUUCGGUCAACCGUCAUGAACCUCCAAACACAAGAAUCGAAGUUCAAGAAAGUUCACCAACACCAACACAUUUUGGCAGUAGAGGCUCGCUUCUUAAUAAUAAUAAUAAUAAUAUUAAUAACAAUAUUAGGCAUCCAAAUGGUAACUCAUCUCACCGAUCAUCUAGUAGACAGCUUUUGCUUAAUGAGUUUUUGGACCGAGGGCAAGUCGGUAAUCAUUCAAAUCAACAACCACCGUUAACGCACGUUCCAAAUAUUCCAAGAAACGCGUAUCACUUUCCGUGGGGUGGUAAUACCGGUUCAAGAAGCAGGAGUUCUUCAAGCUUGCUAAGAAACAAUGUGCAAAUGCAUAAUUUUGUUCCGCCAUCCGAGAGUCGGAAUUCGGUACAAGAUCCUACAAAUUGGAGCUUAGCUACCGGUGGCAGUGGCGGUAGCAGUGGUGGUUCUCGUGGUUUUAAUGGAGUAUGGGCGCCUCAACGUAAUAACCACGCAACGCCAAGUCAGCAAAGAUCGUCUGAGUUUCCACCUUGGACGCUUUUUCCGUCUUCGGAGGUGGAAUAUGGAGGGCAUAGAGGUCAUUUUUCUCAGUUUUUUGGUGGCUCUUCUUCUACUUCAGAAGAUAAUCAUAUUCAGAGACGUACCUACCCGUCAUUUUCAAGGUCUGCUUUAUUAAUGGAGGUACCGGGUGAUGAUUGGCGAGCUUUAGCUACUGAUAUUGAGGGAAGACAGCGGCUGGUAUCUGAGAUCCGACAGGUGUUAAAUGCCAUGCGAAGGGGUGAAAAUUUACGAGCCGAGGAUUAUAUGCUCUUUGAUCCAUUUAUCAACGGUGUUGCUGAGUUGCAUGACAGGCACCGUGACAUGAGACUGGACGUCGAUAAUAUGUCAUAUGAGGAACUGCUAGCAUUGGAAGAACGUAUAGGAAAUGUGAACACUGGGCUGAGUGAAGAAGUCAUUUUAAAGUCGAUGAAACAAAGGAAACACAUAGCUUUUAUGGCGAUUUCAACUCCUAAUUUGGAACCAUGUUGCAUAUGUCAGGAGGAUUAUGACACUGGUGACAAUAUUGGAAGCUUGGAUUGUGGACAUGACUUCCACACAGAUUGCAUCAAACAGUGGCUGGCACAGAAAAAUACUUGCCCCAUUUGCAAGAUGCCUGGUUUGGCUACUUAAAGAUGUUACAUUUGAGUUUAAUUAAAUAUAAAUAUUCCAAAACCUACCCGAAAGAUGUUACAUUUGAACUUAAUUUUAUGCUUUGGCUGGGAGACAUAUUGUUGUAGCUUUUACAUAUCCCUUUGGAUCCCUCAUUUAGGCCUCUAAACAAACCGAACGUUUAUGAA
Messenger RNA from Helianthus annuus (common sunflower), 2290 nucleotides. RefSeq names its product E3 ubiquitin-protein ligase MBR2-like. The record is from RefSeq and is a predicted model, not a curated record. Gene Ontology annotation, molecular function: ubiquitin protein ligase activity. The coding region runs from base 420 to 2123 and encodes 567 amino acids. Lineage: Eukaryota; Viridiplantae; Streptophyta; Magnoliopsida; Asterales; Asteraceae. The transcript has 6 exons.